UGCGCAGAUAGUGCCACGCCAAUAUAAGGACAUUAUUAGUAGUUAGUCAUUGUUCUUAAAAAAUGAUGUUUAUAUUCUCUGUUUGGAUAUAGUGAUAAAAAAAUUAGUAUCGAUGAUGGUCUUGGACCAUUUUAUAUGUAGUGGUUUUACAAUAUCACAGCAAAUUUAUUUAGAAGUUAUUAAGUGGAUCCCUGUGAAAGCUUCAAAACUGUUUGAAGCUUUCGAGGUCGUAUUCAUGGAACUAUGAACCUGGACUCAUUAUCGUUUACUUUGUCACAAAUCAGUAAUUUGGUUGCGAAUUUAAAUAAAAAAAACUAUAAACAAAGUUCUCAAGAACUUACUGAGUUGGUUGCGAAACACGGUCUUGAAGCAGACCGCCAUCUUCUACGUUGUUUAUUCUCAUACGUUGAUUUUGGGGAAACGGUUGGGCCAUCAAAUAAAGGAUCUACAAUCCCACAAACUGCUCAAGCCCAAUUGCUCCAAGAACAGUGUGCUGCUUUAUUAAAUAAACCAACUCUAGUAUCAACAUUGUGUUUUGCUUUCGAUAAUCCAUUACAAACCUACAAAAAGGGUUUUAAAUUAGGAAUACAAUCGUUUCAACAACUAAGCCGAAUUUUACGAUUAUCUGCUGUACAAGAAGUUGCAAUUGCAUUAGCUCUAAAACAUUCAAGUAAUUCAGAAAUAGCCAAUUGUGCAACAGUCUAUGUUAGAAAUCGAUUACCACCAUUAGUGCAAUCCUAUUUAGAUACAGAACGUAGUAGUUCUCAACAAGAAGGUCUUCAUGAUACAAGUCCUGAAAUAUUACAUUUAAUACUUUCAUCAGCUAUUGAAAAAUCAAAAGAACUAGGAAUAUCUCAAGAAACAAUUACAGAAUUUAUACGAUCAUUGCAACGUGAUUUUCCACGAGAACACGUUCCAAUUGUUUUAGCUCCAUUAUUGUAUUCGUCUGAAGCUGAAUUAUCACCUACAAAAAUGAGUACGGAAGGAAGCAUAUCCGGUGGACUAAUGGAUAGUUCACUAGCCGAUAUUAUUGCUGAAAUGGGAUAUAACUUCACAUCAUCUUUGGAAGAAUGUCGGAAUGUGCUACGAAGUUUAACCAAUCGGGAAAUUACACCACUAAGUGUCGCCUGCGUUAUUUCAACAAUGUGUCGUACCAAUACAAGUAUUGAAGAUGGUUCAGGAUUAGGUCUACAAACUCCGGGUGCUUUUUGGUCAGGUUCAUCAGAUCAAAAAGAUAAACAAAAUCAAAAUGCAGAAUGUCGAUCUAAUAAUUGGAAUGUAGAUAUUUUUGUACAAGCAUUAAAAGAAGUUGCACCAAAUCUAUCUUGGACUGAUGUGGUAAUUGAAUUAGAUCAUCCUGAAUUUAUAAUCAAAGAUCGAGCUGGAUUAAAUCUAUUAUUUACAACAUUACGACUUGGAUUACAAAAUAAUGGUUUUCAUCCAGAAUUAUUUCCUGUUGAUAGUCUAUACAGACAUUGGAAAAAUAUAGAAGGGCAAUUUAGCCUUAUUCAACACAUUUUAAAGAAUCCGGACAUUUUCUGUUUUGUUGAUUACCAUUUCCACUCGGUAUCAGUCGAUGUAUUAAAAGCCCCACCAGAAUCUGAUAACAAAGAAAUUGGAACAUGGCGUUCGUUGAAUUUGGUUGAGCUCUUGCUACAUAUGUCUGAACGGGGGUUGUAUCCUCAAGUACAGGAACUGUUCAAAUUCCCAGUACAAAAUUGUCCUGAUGUGUUGGUUUUGGCUUUAUUACAAAUAAAUCCACCAAUUACUGUGCUACGACAAGAACUACUUACAAAUUUAAUACCAAUUUUCCUUGGAAAUCACCCAAAUUCAGCUAUAAUAUUACACCACACAUGGCAUGCACAAACUAUUAAUAUUAAACCAAUUAUCAUGCAUGCAAUGGCUGAGUGGUAUGUUCGAGGAGAUCAUGAUCAAACCAGAUUAUCAAGAAUUUUAGAUGUUGCUCAAGACUUAAAGGCAUUAUCGAUGUUAUUAAAUGCGCAAUCAUUUGCAUUCGUUAUUGAUUUAGCGUGUUUAGCAUCACGCAGAGAAUAUUUAAAACUUGAAAAAUGGUUAACUGACAAAAUUCGAGAACAUGGUGAAAGUUUUGUAUCAGCUUGCAUUAAAUUUUUGCAAAGACGUUGUCCACAAAUUAUGGGUGGAAAAAGUGAAGAUACACAACCUAAAGCUGCACAAUUACCACAUGAAACUCUAGCGACAAUGCUCAAUUGUCUACAGGUUUGCAUUACCAGUGGUGUAUCAGCUGAAUGUUCAGAUGCAAUUUUAACAAUGGCUGCAAAUUGUUCUUUACUUCUAUCAAAAACACGACAAGCACCACCAGGAGUCAUUCGAACACAUCGUGGUAUUGAAACGCCAUUCAAUCCUUCAAACAUAGGCGGACACUUAUUCAAUACUCAAGCUGUUGAUCCAAUGGCUGGUUUAAGCUCAAAUCUUGCUACCCUAUCUAUUGGUGGGCCUAGUGGAUCUGCAUUUAGUUUACCAGGUGCUCUAGGUCCAUUAGUUUCAACACCAGGAUCACCAUCUCGAAUAAUGGCACCUGGACCUUCGAAUAGCCCAUUCCCAUUAAUGCCUUUACAACAUACUGGACCAGUAGGAAGUGGUGCAUCAUUAGUAUCUGGUGUGGGUGGAUCGCUAGGUCGAAUGGCCCCAACUCCUGGUCUUGACAAACCACAGCGAAUAUCUGAUACAAAUUUAUUCCCGGAAAUGGCCCCCAAUGUGUCAAAAGAAAUUGAAGAUGAAGCAAAUAGCUAUUUUCAAAGGAUAUACAAUCAUCCCCCACAUCCUACAUUAUCAAUUGAUGAAGUUUUAGACAUGCUAAAAAAAUUCCAAGAAUCUCCUUCAAAACGAGAACGUGAAGUAUUUAAUUGUAUGUUAAGAAAUUUAUUCGAGGAAUAUCGGUUUUUCCCACAAUAUCCAGAUAAAGAAUUACAGAUAACUGCUCAACUGUUUGGUGGUAUUAUUGAACGUGGUUUAGUUACUAGUUACAUGGCUUUAGGACUAGCAUUAAGAUUUGUUUUGGAUGCUUUAAGAAAAUCAGAAGGUUCAAAAAUGUAUUACUUUGGUAUUGCUGCAUUAGAUCGCUUUAAGUCUCGAUUGAAAGAUUAUCAUAAGUAUUGUGAGCAUGUUCGUGCUAUUCAACAUUUUAAUGAAUUUCCUCCACAUUUAAUUGAAUAUGUUGAGUAUGGAUUACAAAGUAUGGAGCCGCCAAAUAAACCACAAGGUCCAGUUUUACCAACCAGUUUAGCUAACAUUUUAGCACCAACUACAACACAAACACCACCUGUAUACAAAAGUAGUUUGUCUACCAGCACAAAUGUAACAACAACUACCAAUAAUCCAGUGAAAUCCGUUGCACCAGGAGCCAAUCUUAGUAGUCGACCUUCAAUUGCAAAUGCUACAAAUAUUGAUACAUUAUUAGUAGCAACCGAAAAGGAAGAGAAAGUAACUGUACCACCCGAAUCAUUGCAAGAUAAAACUGCUUUUAUAUUCAACAAUCUAAGUCAAUUAAAUCUUCAAAGUAAAUGUGAUGAAUUGCGAGAAUUAGUAACUGAAGAAUUUUGGCCAUGGAUAUCGCAGUACCUAGUAAUGAAACGAGCUUCAAUUGAAUUAAAUUUCCAUGCGUUAUAUUCAAAUUUCCUCGACGUUCUUAAAAUGCCCGAAGUUAAUAAAAUGGUUACAAAAGAAACAUUUAGAAAUAUCAAAGUACUUUUACGGUCAGAUAAAGGAAUAGCCAAUUUUUCGGAUAGAUCAUUGUUAAAAAAUUUGGGACAUUGGUUAGGAAUGCUAACUUUAGGAAGAAACAAGCCAAUAUUACAAAUUGAUAUUGAUUUGAAAUCAUUACUAGUUGAAGCGUACCAUAAAGGUCAACAAGAAUUGUUGUAUGUUGUACCAUUUGUUGCGAAAGUUUUAGAAUCAUGUGCAAAAAGUAAAGUUUUUAAACCACCAAAUCCAUGGACUAUGGCCAUAAUGAAUGUUCUAGCUGAACUUCAUCAAGAACCCGAUUUAAAAUUAAAUCUUAAAUUUGAAAUCGAAGUUUUAUGUAAAAAUUUGAACAUUGAUGUGACCGACUUGAAACCAGCUAUUUACUUAAAGGAUACUAAUCGCUUAAGAAUGCUAGAAUAUCAACUAUCACAGCCUCUGAAGAAAGUCGAAAAUCAAAUAAUGGCUACUACCAUGGCAACGACAGUUGCGGAAGAAUUACCCACAGUUGCAAGUAGUCCAUCUAGUUCAACUUCAGGUCCGCCAGCGCCUACAAAUUCCCAGCAGCAAGGCCCUCCUGAACCAAGGUUUAGUUACAUGGAUAUUCAUUUACCAGCUGCAACUGCAGUAUUAACUCAUCUAUCAAUAAACAGUUCAUUAGCUUUGUUCCAAACACAUCCACAAUUGAAACAAUUAGUUCGUCCAGCUAUCGAACGAGCAAUUCAAGAAUGGUUAGGUCUUGUGGUUGAUCGUAGUAUUAAAAUUGCAUUAACAACUUGUGAACAAAUUGUUCGGAAAGAUUUUGCUCUUGAUUCAGAUGAAAGUCGCAUGCGAAUCGCUGCUCAUCAUAUGGUACGCAAUUUAACUGCUGGCAUGGCAAUGAUAACAUGUCGUGAUCAGUUAGUCACGUCAAUUAGUACAAAUUUAAAAUCAGCUUUAAUGAGUACGCUAAUGGGUGCUGCUGGUCCACAAAAAGAGCUUGUGGAACAAGUAGCAGCAGUUGUGGCUCAAGAAAAUAUGGAAUUAGCCUGUGCAAUCAUACAGAAGACUGCUAUUGAAAAGGCAAUACCAGAAAUUGAGAAACGAUUAAUGAAUGAUUUCGAAAUUCGACAACGCUCUCGAGCCGAAGGACGACGUUAUUGUGAUCCAAUAGCGUUAGCAUAUCAAGCCGAAAGAAUGCCUGAACCUAUACGAUUAAAAGUAGGAGGUAUUUCUCCACAACAAAUGACAGUUUAUGAAGAAUUUGCUAGAAAUAUUCCUGGAUUUCUUCCAAUAAGUGAAAGAGAUACAUCACUAUUUACACCAAAAGUGACAUCUUCGGUGGCAGCUAUUUCUCAAGACCAAGUUGCUAUUUUACCACCAACUCCGGCACCAGCAACUGCUCCUCAAACAUUAGCACCAUUCCAAACUGCAGCUACUGAUGAGCUUGGAGUAGUUUACGAUAAACUAGCAGAAGAAGUACAACAAUUUUUGCAAGCUUGCGUAGGUCAAGCUGGAUUACAUGGAAUGGCACAAAAUAUGCAUUCACUUUUAGAAUGCAUUAUUUGUGCGAGAAGAGUACGAGAUGUUGUUUCAGCAAUGACAUUAGUGCAAAAAGCUGUAGAAGGGCUACAAGAUGGUCUUCCACAAAUGAAUGGUGAACAACCUGAUCCAAUUGUUGUACGAUAUCGUGAUAUUCAUGUUAAAGUUUUGAGAUCUAUGCAAGAUCCACGUGCAUAUGGAAUACAAUGGACAAAUAAACAUGUUACUAGAUGCUUAACUGAAUGUAGAGAAGAAUUACGUUUUAAUAUUGAAGCUGUAGAUACAUUAAUUAGAGCUCAUCUUGUAAAUAUGCCACAGUUAGAUUUAAUGUUAGCAUCAAGUAUGGAUAAUGGAAACAAUUAUAUGGCUGUAGCAUUCUGUAUGCAAUUAAUUCAAAUGUAUUUGGUUGAAGAAAGAGGAAAUUCUGUAAAUACCGUCACCGAAGCAGAUUUCUUUAAUGUUAUUGAACAAUUAGCUAGAAUAGCUGCACAUUCAAGACAGCCACCAGAGGGACUUACCACUUUGAUCGAAUUUAUUCGACAAAAUCAUGAACAAUCUGGUUUUAUGGGUGAUCGAGCUCACGGGCCAACUGUUCAUAUUCAUUCUGGAAUUCUUCAAGUACGAGCUCGUGAUUAUGAUGAUCCACCUGGUCUUAUGGAAAAAACCGACUUCCUUUUAAAGGAAUGGGUUAACAGCUAUCAUCUACCAACAACCGGACGUGAUCCAACGAAAGCAUUCAGCAUGUUCGUCCAUCAAAUGAACGUUCAUGGAAUAUUAAAAACUGACGAUUUAAUUACCCGAUUUUUCCGAUUAUCAACUCAAAUCUGUGUUGAGAUAGUUUAUAGAUGCAUGGCUGAUCAGUCAAUUGCAACGGGUGUUGUUCGAACUAGAUGUUUCCAUUGGCUUGAUGCCUUUGUACGUUUAAUCGCUCUUUUAGUAAAACAUUCUGGUGAUUCGAAUAACACAAACACAAAGAUUAACUUACUAAAUAAAGUAUUAGGUAUUGUUGCCGGAUGUUUGUUAACUGAUCAUGAAACACACGGUACAGAUUUUCAACAAUUACCAUAUCAUCGAAUUUUCAUAAUGUUAUUUUUGGAAUUAAAUGCACCAGAACCUGUCUUAGAAGCGAUCAAUUUCCAAGUUUUAACAGCUUUCUGUCAUACAUUACAUAUUUUACGUCCAGAAAAAGCCAGUGGUUUUUGCUACGCAUGGCUAGAAUUAGUUUCUCAUCGCGUUUUCAUUGGCCGAAUGUUAGCCAUAACACCUCAACAAAAAGGGUGGGGAAUAUAUUCUCAACUGUUAAUUGACUUAUUCAAAUUUUUAGCACCAUAUUUACGAAAUGCUGAAUUAGCUAAACCCGUAACUUUACUGUAUAAAGGUACAUUACGUGUGCUUCUGGUAUUACUUCAUGAUUUCCCAGAAUUCUUAUGCGAUUAUCACUAUGGAUUCUGUGAUGUAAUUCCACCAAAUUGCAUUCAAAUGAGAAAUUUAAUAUUAUCUGCAUUUCCGCGUAACAUGAGAUUACCUGAUCCAUUUACACCGAAUUUAAAAGUGGAUAUGUUACCAGAAAUAAGUUUAGCACCGAGAGUACUUACAAAUUUUGCAACUCUAAUUCAACCAGUAACUUUUAAAAAGGAUUUAGAUUCAUACUUAAAAGCGCGUGCACCGGUUACAUUUUUAUCAGAAUUACGAGGAAAUUUACAAGUAUCAAAUGAACCUGGAAUGAGAUACAAUAUUCCAUUGAUGAACGCACUUGUAUUAUAUGUUGGAACACAAGCUAUUUCUUACAUACGUGGAAAGAGUUUAACUCCCAGUAUGUCAACAAUAGCACAUAGCGCUCAUAUGGACAUAUUCCAAAAUUUGGCUGUUGAUUUGGAUACGGAAGGCAGAUAUUUAUUCUUAAAUGCAAUCGCAAAUCAGUUGAGAUAUCCAAACAGUCAUACUCAUUAUUUUUCUUGUACACUAUUGUAUUUAUUUGCUGAAGCAAACACAGAAUGUAUUCAAGAACAAAUUACAAGAGUAUUACUUGAACGUCUUAUUGUAAACCGACCACAUCCAUGGGGACUGCUUAUUACAUUCAUUGAACUAAUUAAAAAUCCAACAUACAAAUUUUGGAACCACGAAUUCGUGCAUUGUGCUCAAGAAAUUGAAAAAUUAUUUGAGUCAGUAGCACGUUCAUGUAUGGUACAAAAAGCAGGUGUACCACCUCAAGAAGGUGAAUUGCCCGAGUGAUAGUAAGCAAAACUACACGUAAAAAGUGUUUAUAAAAAUAUGUGCAUAUAAUUUAUUUAAAAAAAUCAAGAACAUAUUCAAACGAAUAAAAGAGAAUAUUUUACAGAAAUAAAAAUUAUAAAUUAAAAAAAAUACAGUGAUUUUGCAACUAUUUUAUGAUUGAACAAACAAGGUGUUUGAUCGAACGAGAAUAUUUUAAUGUAAAUAAUUUGUAAGCG
Molecule: messenger RNA, 7691 nt
Organism: Chrysoperla carnea
Lineage: Eukaryota; Metazoa; Arthropoda; Insecta; Neuroptera; Chrysopidae
Gene: Not1
Product: CCR4-NOT transcription complex subunit 1
Exons: 7
Coding region: 244-7473 (2409 amino acids)
Biological process (GO): nuclear-transcribed mRNA catabolic process, deadenylation-dependent decay
Cellular component (GO): P-body; CCR4-NOT core complex
Molecular function (GO): molecular adaptor activity
Source: RefSeq, a predicted model, not a curated record